This is a messenger RNA of Papilio machaon (common yellow swallowtail), 1363 nucleotides long. RefSeq lists its product as uncharacterized. The transcript is spliced from 10 exons. The record is from RefSeq and is a predicted model, not a curated record. Bases 77 to 1363 code for a protein of 428 amino acids. Lineage: Eukaryota; Metazoa; Arthropoda; Insecta; Lepidoptera; Papilionidae.
CAAGCCAACAAUGGCUGCCUGAACUAUCAAACCAAUAUCCAAAAUUCAUUAGUAUAGUUGAAAUAAGAAGCCGAAUAUGCGACUUAUUGUUGUGUUUUUUGCGACAUGGUUGUCAAAGAGUGAGGGGCGCGGUCACUUCAGCAACAUGACGUCGCACCAGCUGACAACGCCGUACGACGAGAUAGCACCAAUGGAAGCCGAGGAUGGGUUCCAAACAUCCACCAUAAUCGCCGGCCUCAUGCCGGACUCGUUCGGUGAAAUGUUCAACUUCCUAGACGGUGAUAGUUUCGGCAUAGGACCAAUGCACGAGUUCGUUUACGGCUGGCAGGCGAUAGUUAACACGAUGAGCAUGAAGAACAACGUGGAGGUCCGUAAGCGAGCAGGGCUGCAGCGCUUCGCUCUCGCCGGCAUCAAUGGCAUCACGCUCAUCUCGCACAUCGGCGUCACAGAGAUAAUGAUCAAUGGGACACGCUCUUACUGCUUUGGCGGUGUCUCGCGACCGCCUGGACGUCGCAGCGUCAUAUGCAAGGGUGCGAUGUACCAGGAGGGUAGGUUCUCAUGCCGAGUGCCGUUCCUGCGCUACCCGACCAUGCUCGGUUACCGUUACUGCAUUGACAAGUACGCUGCAGUCAACACUCUAGAUGGUACCUACAAAACUACGUAUUGCGCUCGAGGGGAGUCUGUGCCUAAGUUCCACUACGACUACAUCUGCGAGCGGCGGGACGUCAAGAUCAAACACGUGAACAUGACGGAUCCAAACGAACGGUUUAAUGUACGCAACCCGGUGGUGCGCCGUGCGGAGUACUACAGGGCGCCCUACGACAUUCUGAAGGCCUGUCCCGACUGGUACGGUUGCAACCUGCGCAUCGCUCCGGAGUCCAUGCACCAGGAGCUACCAGCCGCGCUGCUCGACGCCAACGAGACCGCAUUCGUCGGCCACGGUGGAAAGUACUGGCUCGCUCUCUACUACACACAGCUCGCGACUUACGCGAUAUAUUUCCAAGCUCAUGGCGAGUACCCGUGGCAGUCGAACCGGCCUAUUGUCUCUGUUGAUAAAGGCGGGAUAUGGGAGCAACUACUGAAGGCUAACAUCGGUCCGGACAUGAACCUGCACUACAAUCUAAACGGCAUCUUCAACCGCUACCCUGGUGGAAACGUUGCACCAGAUCUGAUGCGUAACGAAGGACAGGUGCAGCCAGCCAACUUCAGGUCUGAGAGCCGCGACGGCGCGCCAGAGGACCUCAUCAUUGGUAACGCGCAUCUCGUCAACGGACCUGGUGCGGAAACGGGAAGUGCCAAUUACAAUAAAUUCCUACACGAUUCCCAAGUACAAGGCACUUUCGACCACGCUAAGAAUAUAUAA